UCGUUAGUUUCACUUUAGGCAUCAACAAUGGCGGAAAAUUUGACAAGAAGAUUCAGCUGAACUAAAAAUAACAGUCAAUCUAUCUCCCAGACGAAGCUUACGUCUCUAAAAUGUCUUGCAUUAAUAACAUUUUGAUAUCAUUACUUUUUCAAGUAAUUUCAUGUCAAGGUAUUGGAAAAGUCUAUAUUGGAACAUUGCCAAAUAAUACUGUGUCAUCUCUUUCCUUUAAUGAGAAUUCAGCAUUAGCAUCUCGUGUGAUACCUGUAUUUAUAGAAAACAAAAACCCUGUGGAUAAUACUGAUGUUCCAAUAACAGGAAAUGUUAUUGUUGGAUGUGAGUUGAGUACAAGUGGAAGUGGAUUUAGUUCAGCCACUAUAGGAACAGUAACAUUAUCUCAGGCAAAUCGUGGUGGCAAUGUUCAAUUUAGUGCUCCAGUUAAAGGACAGGCAGUUGACAUUAGAUGUUUUAGUGAUUCUGGUCUUCAAUUCAACAAAACAGAAUCUAUAAGUUCACCAUCAUCAUUUACCAUUGUUAGUGGGCCUACGGUCAGUAUUUGUCCUACCGGUACUAAAGAUGUAGUGGCUAUCAUCAGUCAAAAUACUCCACAGCCCUUCAAUGUUAGACUAAGUGAUGUUGUUGCUGGAAGCCCUGUUACCAUUACAUGUACUGGUGCUAGUGCUGGUUUAACAUUCCUUACAGCCACAGCUGUUGUUGGUGCCAGAGAAGUAGCGGUAACCGUUACCUUGACAGUAAAUACACCUGUCACAGGUACAUGUAGUGGACAAUCACAGACAGGUGGUCAAUAUCAAACAGGCAAUUCACAAGGUCCUGCUGUCACAUUCCAACUUGUACAACCAGUUGUAGCAUUAUACCCUCAAAGUCUAUCAGUAGCAACUACUUCAUUUGCAACAAUAUUACUUCUGACAUCAUCAGUCCCAGGGAGUGCAACAACAUUCCGUUGUAGAGCAGAUCUCCUGCCUUUGGCAGAAGUACAGGAUGCUCUACGGACUCCUUUAUGUAGGACUGCGAAUCCCACCCCUGGUCCCACUGCAGAAAAUGCUACAGAUACAGUCACACCUGAGUGGGGAAUAUUAACUCCCGAGGUCAAUCUGGAUACAAAUGUUCACCAUGCCUUGUUGAAAGCUACACGUAAUGUAGGUGUGAGUGCAUCUGUACAAGAGAAUGUAGUUGUUAGUUGUUGUAGUACAACAGGAACCUUUACAUUAGAAACUGCCAUAUUGGCUCAUGUCUCAUUAACUCCUAAUGCUACUGUGGACUGGGAAAAAUCUACAGACAUCAAUAUAAACUUUACAACACCAAGAACGAUACAGAAUGUAGCCUUUGUAGAGGUAGCCCCAUGUCCUUGUGAUUUAACAGGAGGAGUGUGUGAUAUUAAUUGCUGUUGUGAUACGGACUGUACAUCAUCAGAACAAGAGACUUUCAGUAGAUGUAUACCAUAUCUGGACGGUGGACAGGAAGCUGCCUUACCAGAGUAUAUGUGUGAUUCUAAACAUUUCCACAAAGAAGACUGGUUUCCAUUGAUGUGUGUCACAAAUGAGUACAAUUCAUUACUGGGUUUCUUCUAUCAGAAUGAACCUAAUUUACGAACAACACAAAGUUUAUUGAUGAAGGUGAAUGGGAAAGAAAGCUUUUCUUAUAAGGAAGAUGAAGAAAGAGUUGAGUCUCCAGCACCUGCAGCCACAACUGGUUAUCGUCAGAACGAGAAAGUACUAUCAGUCAAAACUAAUGCAGCUGGUACGGCUGAUAGGAGAGGAGUUGUCUCCCUUCCUCAGCGUAUCCUGUCUGGUGAAUGUUCUACAACUGCGCCAUUACAGUAUCUGAAUGAUAUAGACAGUGAUUGUUCAUUUCAACUGACAAAUGCUAUGUGUUCUGGUGAUAGUGUGUUUAAUGCUUUGUCUUACAUACAGUCAUCAACAACUCGAGAUCCAUCUUGUCCAAGUGCUUUUUCAAUAAUGGGAAAUCCUAAUACUGGAACACAGAAUAUUGCAGAAACAAUUGUCAAUUAUUACUGUUUAACAGAUUCAUCAUCUUAUAUCAAAUCAACAACAACUGCAGCACCACAUUCAACAAGGUCACUAUUCAACUACACUUACCCAGCUGGAUGCCCAUUGGAUAACUGUGGUAGGGAGAUGACCAAUGAGCCACCAUGUACUGGUUAUGUUGAUGGCACUACUCAGGAAAUUCUUCCUCCACGAUGUGGGUUCAAUGAUCACUACACUCAACCCCCAUCACCAAAUAUCAAUGGUGCUACUUGUGAAAAUGCUGUUGUAGAUGUCAGGUACAACUUUUAUUGGUCUGGUCCUAAUAUAUUGAAACUUAAUGCAACAGUAUUUCUUGCCAAUAUAGGGCUUUCUACGCCAACAAAUCCAGUGGUAGUUACACAGAAAUAUAAAGCAUCUUUUGUGAACAGUUUUGCAGGAUCACCAGCUGAGGACAACUUCUACAAUGUUACUACACCAUUCUCUAGGUCAGGUAAACCAGGUUAUGACAUAGAUAAACCAAUGAUCAGUGGGAUGGUGAUUAGAAAUGAAACCGACAAUGCCUUCUUAUACAUGAACUCUAACACCAGUAGGCAGAUGGCACUGUGGAAUACAGGUUUUGAUGGUUUGUGUAGUAAUGCUGGAAGAAGAGAGAUUCUAUUUGGUAGAGAUACGUUUACUAGUUGCAAUAUUUAUAUUGGUACAUCUGAUCUCGAGAAUUGUACAGACCUCAGCAAACUGAUAAUUAACCGUCUUGACAACUUGAUGCCAGCUGAGAGAAUAGGUCGUUAUGGUAACAACAACCCAUAUGGACCUGCACAAUGGAUAGAAGUCCUAAGAGAGGAUUUGACCUCAACUUGUACUAACAGCUUACAGGCUAACAACCAGACUGUGCUGUCUUGGAGAAUUUCUGGGUUUUGUACAGAUAUAAUCAGUGGAAUCAAUUUAGAUGUGAUGUAUGGAGAAUCUGGUAAAGCCAAUGGUGUGCCUACUAAAGAAAUUAUAGGAGCAUACGUCAGCUAUUCAAAAUCAACAUGGCAGUUAACGUGUACAUCAGGUUCACAAUGUACGGAUCCAUCAUAUGUAGAACCAUUUCCUAUCACAGCGUCUGUCAGGUUUAUCAAAGUUCCAGCUAAUACACCAGUGCCCAAAAUAAGAUGGGAAGAAGAACAUCCAGAUAUAUGUUACCAAGAUGUAUGCUGGGAUAACUUUAUUUAUCCACUAGUACGGGGUUACACUGCUGAACCUAGAAAAUAUGUCCUAGCUAUGUCACUUAUUCUAAUUUUAUUUUUGUUUGGAUUUUUAUUCAUCACAAGACCAUGGUGGUGAAACAAAUGAUAGACAUAUUAUAAAUAAUUUGAACAUUUAAAGACAUUGAAAGAUUUGAAAGUUUUAGAAUUGUUAAAAAGGUGGAUAACAUGUUAAAGAAGUAUGAGGUUAAUCAAUAACUACAGCACAAAAAAUGUCUACUGUAAACCAACUUAUUGUUUUGCAAGUAAUUUAUUUAAUCAUUUAGAGGAAGAAGAAGAAUAAUGUGAAUAAAAAUUCUGAAAAAGGUAUAAAUAAAUCACCAAGAAAAUUAGACCAAUAAAUCUAAUGGAUGUUGGCUAGAAAGCGUUUAAACAAAAA
Messenger RNA from Mytilus trossulus (common blue mussel), 3629 nucleotides. RefSeq names its product tectonic-2-like. The transcript is spliced from 20 exons. Bases 111 to 3329 code for a protein of 1072 amino acids. Lineage: Eukaryota; Metazoa; Mollusca; Bivalvia; Mytilida; Mytilidae. The record is from RefSeq and is a predicted model, not a curated record. Gene Ontology annotation, biological process: cilium assembly.